AUGAGUGCAGCGGCUACGAUGCCCAUGCCGUCUAAUUACGAUGAGAUCUCUAUGCAGCAGAGCAUGCUCUUCUCUGAUAGUCUUAAGGAUCUGAAGAAUCUGAGAACACAAUUGUACUCAGCAGCGGAGUAUUUCGAACUAUCCUACACAAACGAUGAACAAAAACACAUAGUGGUGGAGACACUGAAAGAUUAUGCGAUAAAGGCUCUGGUGAAUACAGUUGACCAUUUGGGCUCUGUUACGUAUAAAGUGAAUGACUUUGUUGAUGAAAAAGUCGAUGAAGUAGCUGGAACCGAGCUACGAGUAUCUUGCAUUGAACAGAGGCUAAGGAUGUGCCAAGAGUAUAUGGAUCAUGAAGGUCGUUCUCAGCAAUCACUCGUUAUCGACACUCCAAAGUUCCACAAGCGUUACAUCUUGCCUUCUGGUGAGAUCAAGAAAGGUGGCAACCUAGGAAAGCUCAAGAGUUUUGAAAGUAGUAUUGGUGAUGAAGAAGACUGGAACCAGUUCCGAAAUGCUGUUCGUUCUACAAUUCGGGAAACACCUCCACCGCCUGUUAGAAAACCGAUACUUCAGUCUCCGCCUUCACGGAAACCUCAACGUUCAGCAACAUUUUCGUUCUCUUCUAUCUCCACGGCACCAAAGAAAGAACAAGAUAAGCGAGCAGUAUCACCGCAUCGGUUUCCUCUGCUAAGAUCCGGUUCGGUUGCUAUCCGACCGUCAUCGAUCAGCCGGCCAACAACCCCGACCAAGACUAGAUCAAUAACUCCUAAACGGUAUCCUUCAGAACCGAAAAGAUCGGCUUCGGUUCGGGUUGCGUUUGAGAAAGAAGCACAGAGAGAACCAGAGCAGCAGCAACAACAACCAAGCAAAAGCAAACGGCUGCUUAAGGCGUUGCUUAGCCGACGCAAAACCAAGAAGGACGAUACGCUCUACACUUACUUGGACGAAUAUUGA
Microthlaspi erraticum is the source of this 954-nucleotide messenger RNA. Lineage: Eukaryota; Viridiplantae; Streptophyta; Magnoliopsida; Brassicales; Brassicaceae. The record is from the annotation of a GenBank genome assembly.